CCAGUUGUAGGACGUUUUAAGAAAUAUAAUGAUAAUAGCUGGUACCAAAGAUGAGUGACAUAGAUGAGGUGUUUACCAAGCUGGGUUUCGGCAAGAUGCAGUUCAUCAUUUUAUUAAGCUGCUUUAAUCUGCAAAUUUGGAUGACCAACGAGCAGCUGGGAUUUGGAGUAAUAAUAGCAGGUGCAAGUUGUGAAAUGCGAAUACACGACAGGCGGUUGGCCUGGUUAAUGGCUGCAAGUUUCGCCGCCCAGAUGGUAUCCUGCUUUUUAUGGGGCGAGCUGGCGGAUGUGUACGGAAGGCGCAAAAUCAUUAUGAUUACGUCAACCGUUGCGAACAUUGUGUCCAUUCUCUCGGCUUGCGUGCCGGAGUUUUGGGGCUUCCUUUUCCUUCGUUCAGUGGGUGGCUUCUUUAUUGCUGCGUCAGUUGUUUCUUUAAUGACAUACUUGAGUGAAUUCACAAAGAUCUCCUUGCGACCCAGGGUGCUGACCAUUAUGAGCUUUUCGCUCGGCGUGAGCAUGAUCUACGUGCCAUGUCUGGCCGGUGUUCUGCUGCCAUUGCGAACGGAGCCCAGUAGUUGGCGCAUCCUGCUGUUGUGCAACCAGGUGCCCGGAAUCAUCGGAAUAAUCAUUCUGGUAUUCCUGCCCGAGAGUCCAAAGUACUAUCUGUCGAUUAACAACCAGGAGAAGGCCAUGCAAGUCAUGGAAAAAAUCUGCCGAAUGAACAAGGGCAAGAAGGUUACUCUGAAUAGUCUGGGAGUGGAGUCGCUAACCCAGCCGCGCCUGCGCCAACCAACCGAGAAGCACGGGUCGUGUUACGAAACCAAAGUGCUACUGCUAAACCAUGCCAAAAUCAUGUGGUUUUUCUUCAUCAUAUUCUUCAGCCUGUCGGGACUAGGUUUUGCCCUGCCAAUAUGGAUGCUGAGAGUAAGGGUUCUUACGGCCACGUUCACUGAUUGGGAUACGAUGUGCUCUCACUUGGAUGGAAUUAAAGCAGAUUCGCCUGGCCGUACAGAGUGCCACCUGACCUAUGAGCAAAUGACGGAUCCGAUGAUUCACGGAUGCGUUGUCCUGGCUCUCUUUGUGGUCACCAGUGUUAUCUUGACUUGGCUAAGUCGUCGUUGGGUAAUUAUAGGCUAUAUUUGCAUUUCAAUUAUCGGAUGCGUGGCCCUUAACUUUAUGGAGCAUCCUAAUCUGAUACUGAUUAGUUUCUUCGCCAUAAUCGAUCCGCUCAUAUGCAGCGUUAGGUUGGCAGGUUCCAUGCUCAUAGAUCUCGUACCCACUCACCUUCGGGGUAAGGUCUUUGCUCUAAUCAGUAUGACGGGCCGGGCCGGGAUUUUGAUAACCAGUGUGUAUGUGGGAUACACCUUGUCGUACAUCUGCUAUGUAACCUUUAAUAUUUUCAUUCUAGUGCUCAUAGUCACAGGCUGUCAUGUGUACUGGUUGCCAUCUGAAUUUCAACGAACAAGCUUUACAAAUUAAUAUUCUCGUAAAUAAAUUUAUAUAGCGAGCUACUUUUCGAAAGUC
This is a messenger RNA of Drosophila melanogaster (fruit fly), 1523 nucleotides long. RefSeq lists its product as uncharacterized. The transcript is spliced from 9 exons. Bases 51 to 1478 code for a protein of 475 amino acids. The record is from RefSeq and is marked reviewed. Gene Ontology annotation, molecular function: transmembrane transporter activity. NCBI's taxonomy places the organism in Eukaryota, Metazoa, Arthropoda, Insecta, Diptera, Drosophilidae. Gene Ontology annotation, biological process: transmembrane transport. Gene Ontology annotation, cellular component: membrane.